Dictyostelium purpureum is the source of this 3156-nucleotide messenger RNA. RefSeq lists its product as uncharacterized. The transcript has a single exon. Gene Ontology annotation, biological process: mitotic cell cycle; intracellular signal transduction. NCBI's taxonomy places the organism in Eukaryota, Evosea, Eumycetozoa, Dictyosteliales, Dictyosteliaceae. The record is from RefSeq and is a predicted model, not a curated record. Gene Ontology annotation, cellular component: nucleus; cytoplasm. Gene Ontology annotation, molecular function: histone H3T3 kinase activity. The coding region runs from base 1 to 3033 and encodes 1010 amino acids.
AUGACAUUAAAAUUAGAUAUUUUACAACAACCCUUAAGAAGGCAAACAAGCAAUAAUAUACUAUUUGGCUCAUUAGAAGAUGAAUCGCCAAACUCAUCAAUAUCAUAUUCACCAUCGUCAACAUCAUCAUCACCAUCACCAAUGAACGAUAGUACAGAUUCAAUUAAUAGUAACUCCAGUAUUAGCAGUAAUAAUAGCAACGAUAACAAUGCUUAUAACUAUAGCGAUUUAUUAAAAACACCAUCCCACUUUUUUUCACCUGCAACUGGUAAAAUGAAUCAUAAUAAUAAUAAAAAAUAUAAUAAUAGAAAUAUUACAAAAAAUAAUGUUAAUUUAAAUUAUCUCAGUGAUGAAGAAACUAGCGAUAAUGAAGAAAAUGAUAGCUAUGACGAUGAACCAGUUGACAUCGAUCUAUCAGUUUUAAAUUUAAAUUUUAAUAAAAUCAUAAAAGAUUCAGUUAACCACAAUAAUAAUAAUAAUAAUAAUAAUAAUAACAAUAAAAAUAAUAAUAUAAAUAUAAUAAAUGAAAAUGAUAAUAACAAUAUAAACAACAUAAAUAAAUUUUCAAUAAACAAUAAUUUAAAAAAAGCAGGUGGUAAAAAUGGAAAUGUAUUUUUUAUAAAUAACAAAAUAAAGAAUAAAAAUGAAAACAAUAACAUAAACGAUAUUAAAAAUAGCAAUAAUGACAAUAAUAAUGAUAAUGAAAAUAAUAAUUCUGAUAGUAAUAAUAAUAUUAAUAGUAAUAAUAAACAUAAUGAAAUAUUUGCUGUCAAACAACAAAUUAUAUCAACACCACAUAAUAAACUCAGUCAAUCAUACAGAGAAAAAAUAAUAUUAGAUCAUUUAAAGAAAUUAAUUUUAUCAAAGAAAACUUGUAAUUUUGUUGAACUAGUUAAUUGGUAUAAAGCAAAAGCAUCAAAUAAAUCAACAAUGGCUAAUUUAAACUCUUCGACAUCAAAUCAAGAAAUAAAUGAUAUAAAUAAAUAUAAAGAUCAAUAUAUGCAUUUUAUUUUAGAAUAUGCAGAUUUAAAAAGUUUUUCCGAGUAUAAAAUCAACAAAGAAUUCAAACUUUGUCAAGUUAAAUCUCUCUUGUUUCAAAUUACCUAUGCAUUGGCCAUCACCCAAAAAGAAUUUGAAUUUGUGCAUAAUGAUUUACAUUUUGGUAACAUUUUAUUAAAAUCAUUUCCAACUGGUAAAAAAUAUAUAGUAUAUCAAGACAAAUGUGAAAAUCCUAUCGAAGGCGAUGAAGCAACUAUACCUACCGAAGGAGACGGCUAUAUUUUGAAGAAUGGCACAUUUAAGAAAUAUCAUCAUUGGGUUGUAAGUGAUUGGAUUGUUAAAAUUUCAGAUUUUGGUCUUAGUAGAAUUAAAAUACCAUCAACCGACGAAGUGAUUUUCAAUCAAAGAAACAAAUCCUCAAAACAUUUCUUCUUCCACCAUGAUCUCAGUUGUCUUAGUAAUCUAUUGGCUCAAAUUAAAAUUUCAGAUCUCUCAAACCCAGAUAAUUCAAAUGAAAAAAAACUAUAUCAAAGCUUUAAAAAGAAAAUGCAUUCUCUUCCUCCAUAUCUCCUAUUAGAGCAUCCUUUCUUUUAUUCUCUUAAAGUUUGCCCAUCUGAUUGCUCAAUAGAAAACUCAAUUAGAAUCUCAACUGAUGGUUUUAUACCCGAAGAAUUUCCAAUUCCAAACCAAAAAUAUUUAUUAGUAAAUAGUGAUCAAUUUAUUAAUCAGAAAACCAAUAACCAAUUAAUUAAUAAUAGUAAUUCAAAUAAUAAUAUCAAUAAUAAUAAUAUGAAUAAUUACCAAACUCCAAAAAAAAAUUUAAAAAAUAGUAAUACCAAAACACCAGUUAAACAAGUGGCAUUUGCACCACCAAAAGAAUCACCAAAACUAACAACUCAAAAACGUGUUCAUUCAAACCAAUCACAUACACCAAUUAAAACCCUUCCAAAUCAAUUCAAAAACACUUCAAAAAAUCCUAGAGGCUCAAAAAGAACAAAUAAAAAGUAUAAAAAUGAAGAAAAUGAAAGUUCUGAUGAAGGUGAUUUUGACUAUGAUGAUGAUGCUGAUAGCGAAAUCUACGACUCAUCAAUCAAACCAACCGAAGAAGAUUUCUUUAGCUCUUUACUCUCUGUAUCUAAAGAAUCAACUGAAUUUGAUGUUACCAAAUCUCAAAAAUAUACUUUGUUUGAUAAUUUUAUUCAAAAACAAGCUCAAAUUCAACAACAACAACAACAACAACAACAACAACAACAACAACAACAGAAAAUACAAGAACAACAGAAAAUACAAGAACAACAGAAAAUACAAGAGCUACAGAAAAUGCAAGAACAACAGAAAAUACAAGAACAACAGAAAAUACAACAAAAUCAAACUCAAAAACAAAAACAAAAUCAAAUCCAAAAUCAAAAUCAAAAUCAAAUGCAACAACAACAAACACAACUUAAGCCAGCAGCAAAAUCUAAACUUGGUUUUAAUAAAGAAAAAAUUUUAUCACGUUUACAAUCCUCAACUACACAGAAUAAUGAUAACUCUGCACCAAAAACUUCAUCAUUAAAUACAACAGAUACAGUGAUUUUAAAUGAAAAACCUACAAUCGAAUUACUUCCACCACCUCUUUUACCUGUAGAAAAAAUACCGCAAAAUAUUGAAAUCUCAAGUCCAUCACCAAAGAAACCAACAAGAGGAAGAAAGAAAAAGGUAAUAACAGAACCAGAAACAAUCUUACCAGAUCAACCAAUUGAAGCUGCUAAACCUCAGGAUCCAAUCUCCAUUGAACCGCUAGAUCCAAUCACUGCCAAACCACAAGACCCAAUCACUGCCGAACCACAAGAUCCAAUCACUGCCGAACCACAAGAUCCAAUCACUAUUGAACCCCAACCACCAAUUAAACAAAAUUCAACUUUUAAAGAGGAAAAAGAAACUGUAAAUUUACCAACCAAACCUUCAAAACUGAAUGUCAAAUUAAAUCGUUAUGAUAGAGAACUUUUAGAAAUGAAAAAUAAUAUUGAAUCCUCAAAACCAAGAAGGAAAUAAAUUACUCCACUUUUAUAAACAAAACUUUUAAUAAAAUAAUUUUAAAACUAAAAUAAAUAAUCAUCUAUUAUUUGUAAAAUUAAAAAUAAAAGUAAUAUCAAAUAAGUAUCAACCUUAUUAAAU